UGUGACAACUGUUAUCUUGGAAUGGACAAGCAAGGCUUGGUUUGUUCAAACUGCGGUGGAACGAAUACAACGUUGUGGCGGAGAAAUGCUGAGGGAGAACCAGUUUGCAACGCUUGUGGGUUAUAUUACAAGCUUCAUAAUGUUCAACGGCCACCAACAAUGAAGAAGGACGGACAACUACAAACCAGGUACGGUUUGAUGAGUCUCACUACCCAAUGA
Molecule: messenger RNA, 219 nt
Organism: Haemonchus placei
Lineage: Eukaryota; Metazoa; Nematoda; Chromadorea; Rhabditida; Trichostrongylidae
Source: the annotation of a GenBank genome assembly